Molecule: messenger RNA, 2229 nt
Organism: Cervus elaphus (red deer)
Lineage: Eukaryota; Metazoa; Chordata; Mammalia; Artiodactyla; Cervidae
Gene: ACADM
Product: acyl-CoA dehydrogenase medium chain
Exons: 12
Coding region: 121-1386 (421 amino acids)
Biological process (GO): fatty acid beta-oxidation; medium-chain fatty acid catabolic process
Cellular component (GO): mitochondrion
Molecular function (GO): flavin adenine dinucleotide binding; medium-chain fatty acyl-CoA dehydrogenase activity
Source: RefSeq, a predicted model, not a curated record
ACAACUUUUACGGGUGGGCGGGGACAUAGUGUGGGCGGGGGCAGAUGAGUCCUUAUCCAGGAGCGUCCGAGGAGUUGGCACCACAGGGUUAGAGACUGCAUAACCGGACCGGCAGUCACCAUGAUCGCGCUGUUUAGGCGAAGCUGCGGGGUACUGAGAAGUCUUUCUCGUUUUGACUGGAGGUCACAACAUACAAAAACUGCCCUACAACGUGAACCAGGAUCAGGAUUUAGUUUUGAAUUCACUGAACAACAGAAAGAAUUUCAAGCUACUGCUCGUAAAUUUGCCAGGGAGGAAAUAAUUCCAGUUGCUGCAGAAUAUGAUAAAACCGGCGAGUACCCUGUGCCUUUAAUUAAAAGAGCCUGGAAGCUUGGUUUAAUGAAUACACACAUUCCAGAAAGUUGUGGAGGUCUUGGACUUGGAACUUUUGAUAGCUGUUUAAUUACUGAAGAAUUGGCUUAUGGAUGUACAGGGGUUCAGACUGCUAUUGAAGCAAAUUCUCUAGGGCAAAUGCCUGUUAUUAUUGCUGGAAAUGAUCAACAAAAAAAGAAAUAUUUGGGGAGAAUGACUGAGGAGCCAUUAAUGUGUGCCUAUUGUGUAACAGAACCUGUAGCCGGCUCUGAUGUAGCUGGUAUAAAAACCAAAGCAGAAAAGAAAGGAGAUGAGUAUAUUAUUAAUGGUCAGAAGAUGUGGAUAACCAAUGGAGGAAAAGCUAAUUGGUAUUUUUUAUUGGCUCGUUCUGAUCCGGAUCCUAAGGCUCCUGCUAGUAAAGCCUUUACUGGCUUUAUUGUGGAAGCAGACACCCCAGGAGUACAGAUUGGAAGAAAGGAAUUAAAUAUGGGCCAGCGAUGUUCAGAUACAAGAGGAAUUGUCUUUGAAGAUGUGAGAGUGCCUAAGGAAAAUGUUUUAAUUGGUGAGGGAGCUGGUUUCAAAAUUGCAAUGGGAGCAUUUGAUAAAACCAGACCACCAGUAGCAGCUGGUGCUGUGGGACUAGCACAGAGAGCUUUGGAUGAAGCUACCAAGUAUGCCCUGGAGAGAAAAACUUUUGGAAAGCUGCUUGUAGAGCACCAAGGAAUAUCAUUUUUGCUGGCUGAAAUGGCAAUGAAAGUUGAACUAGCUAGAAUGAGUUACCAGAGAGCAGCUUGGGAAGUUGAUUCUGGUCACCGAAAUACCUAUUAUGCCUCUAUUGCAAAGGCAUAUGCUGGAGAUAUCGCAAAUCAGCUAGCUUCUGAUGCUGUUCAGAUUUUUGGAGGCAAUGGAUUUAAUACCGAAUAUCCUGUAGAAAAAUUAAUGAGGGAUGCCAAGAUCUAUCAGAUUUAUGAAGGUACAGCACAAAUUCAAAGGCUUAUUAUAGCCCGUGAACACAUUGGCAAGUAUAAAAAUUAACCAGAUCGCCAUGUUAAUAAUUGUUGAGUAAUUAGAAUAUGAUGUACUUUUUAAACUGCAGGAGAGAGGAAACGCUUUAAGGUUUUUUUUCCAGUGAAAUUUUUAACAUAGGUUCUCUUGUACUAAACCUGUACAACUGAUUCUAAUAGUAUUGGGCUGGCCAAAAAGUUUGCUUGGGUUUUUCUAUAAUGUUAUGAAAGAACCUGAACGAACUUUUGGGCCAACUCAAAACUUUUAUACUUUUGUUUAACUUUAUGACUUGCCUUUUCUAUAACACAUUUGGUUUUAUUAAAGUUAUGCAUUUUCCUUUAGUUCCAUUGUACCUGAAUUACAUUAACCUAGAAAAAUACAUUUGGUUUGUUAUUUUACCCUCUGAAAAUUAGAGCAACAGAAAUUUCUUGGAAUUUCAGUGUUUUUCCAAAGACAGAAAAGAAGGUUUAUAAAGUAUUCAGAAUGUUCCAAAAUUUACAUUGAGAAAAUAUUCUAGGAUUUAAAUAACUUGUCAGUGACUUUAUAUAAGUGACUAAUAUAAGACUUACUGGUCUUAUAUUAGAGGAAUUAAUUUUACUGCAAUUUGGAAAGCAUUUGGUUUCUCUUUUGUACAGUAAUAGUCAAAAAUUUGAUGUUCAUAUUCUCCCUUUAUACAGUGACCAGAAGUUACAUAAAGUUUUAAUUCUGAACCCACAUAAUUCUGAGCCCACAUUUCACUUGCCUUAGUUUUAAAAAGUAUGACUCUAUUGGCCCCUGGUUAACCUUUGGUCUAUUGUGUACAAUCUGAUUUCUUGCACAUACAUUCUAAAAAUAAACUUAAAUAAAUUUGUUCAGUGUUAUGUAUCUGUUCAA